Jaculus jaculus (lesser Egyptian jerboa) is the source of this 1697-nucleotide messenger RNA. It is a transcript of the gene Tmem183a, whose product is annotated as transmembrane protein 183A. Gene Ontology annotation, cellular component: SCF ubiquitin ligase complex. The transcript is spliced from 8 exons. Bases 48 to 1178 code for a protein of 376 amino acids. Gene Ontology annotation, biological process: regulation of protein stability. The record is from RefSeq and is a predicted model, not a curated record. Gene Ontology annotation, molecular function: protein binding. NCBI's taxonomy places the organism in Eukaryota, Metazoa, Chordata, Mammalia, Rodentia, Dipodidae.
GGCGGAGCUGGCUCGCGGCUCGCGGAGCCGGCUCUCCGGCCCGAGACAUGGCCCGAGGUCCCGGCCAGCUAGGCCAGCCUCGCCCCGGCACGGUCGCCAUGCCUAAGAGAGGAAAGCGACUGAAGUUCCGGGCCCACGACGCCUGCUCGGGUCGAGUGACCGUGGCGGAUUACGCCAACUCGGACCCGGCGGUCGUGAGGUCUGGACGGGUCAAGAAAGCAGUCGCCAACGCUGUUCAGCAGGAAGUCAAAUCUCUUUGUGGCUUGGAAGCGUCCCAGGUUCCUGCAGAAGAAGCUCUUUCUGGGGUGGGUGAUCCCUGUGAUACCAUUGACAGCAGUGAUGAGAUGGAUGUCCAGGAGGAAACCAUCCGGGAAAGAACCAUCUCCCGAAAAAAGAAAAGCAAGAGACACAAAGAAGACCUGGAUGGGGCUGGAGGAGAAGAAUAUCCCAUGGAUAUUUGGCUAUUGCUGGCCUCCUACAUCCGUCCUGAGGACAUUGUGAAUUUUUCCUUGAUUUGUAAGAAUGCCUGGAUUGUCACUUGCACUGCUGCCUUUUGGACCAGGUUGUACCGAAGGCAUUACACGCUGGAUGCUUCUCUGCCUUUGCGCCUGCGACCAGAGUCGAUGGAGAAGCUGCGCUGUCUCCGGGCUUGUGUGAUCCGAUCUCUGUACCAUAUGUAUGAACCAUUUGCUGCUCGAAUCUCCAAGAAUCCAGCCAUUCCAGAAAGUACUCCCAGCACACUAAAGAAUUCCAAAUGCUUGCUUUUCUGGUGCAGAAAGAUUGUUGGGAACAGACAGGAACCAAUGUGGGAGUUCAACUUCAAGUUUAAAAAACAGUCUCCUAGACUAAAGAGCAAGUGUAUGGAGCGGUUGCAGCCUCCCAUUCAGUAUGAAGAUGUUCAUACCAACCCGGACCAGGACUGCUGCUUACUGCAGGUUACCACUCUCAAUUUCAUCUUUAUACCAAUUGUCAUGGGAAUGAUAUUUACUCUGUUUACUAUUAAUGUGAGUACGGACAUGCGGCAUCAUCGAGUGAGAUUGGUGUUCCAAGAUUCUCCUGUUCGUGGUGGUCGGAACCUGCGCAGUGAACAGGGUGUGCAAGUCAUCCUGGACCCAGUGCACAGUGUUCGACUGUUUGACUGGUGGCAUCCACAGUAUCCAUUCUCGCUGAGAGCAUAGCUACUGCUUCCCAUUCCUUCCCAAGCCCCAACCCUGGGGUAGCUUUGAGUGUAGUCCAUUAGUGAUCAGAUACGGUUUGGAAGGGGUACUGGAUCAUAUGUCUGAUUAGUAUUGCACUUGCUGCUUGGGUUCCUGGGACUCUACCACAAGAGUAAAAAGAUUGAAUCAAGAGAAAAAUUUAACAUUAAACAUGACAUAGAAACAUCAAUGUAAAAAUUUCCACUUGAAAAAAGAAAACCGACCCUGUGUUCGUGUUAAACCCCAUUUGGUGCUAUUCAGUUUGUUUUUCUUUAUUCUUUUAUCCCAGCAGAAUGGAUGAUCUUGUUCUAGGGAAAAUUAAACGUAAAUUUUCAAGCAAGGAAGUUUCCCUUUUGGAUCAGAGGAACCUAAGCGGCCUAAAAUUAUUGCUACUCUUACUUCCUAUGUAGCUGCUCCUCAAAUUCAAGUGAUUAUUUUUCUUUUCCCUUUAUCCUUCUCCAGAAAUAAAGCAGGUGACAGGGUUUUCAGAAUGUGACAAGA